Molecule: messenger RNA, 1218 nt
Organism: Andrographis paniculata
Lineage: Eukaryota; Viridiplantae; Streptophyta; Magnoliopsida; Lamiales; Acanthaceae
Product: protein DEHYDRATION-INDUCED 19 homolog 4
Exons: 5
Coding region: 271-942 (223 amino acids)
Source: RefSeq, a predicted model, not a curated record
CGUAGAGGAAAUUGGUAGAGAGAGCUUCGUCCUUUGCUUUGGGCCUUUGUCCCUCCUUCCCCGAAGCUUCUCUUUCUUUUAUCCUCCUUUCUCCUUUUCCAAUAACUUCCCAUUUCUCUCUCUCUCUCACUCGUCAGGAGUAGAAUCUUAGAUUAUAUUGUGUCUGUAUCGUUGCUGCGAGUGGGCUUUGCUUUGCUUUGCGGUGGUGCUUUCUCUGCAAAGCCAUCCCAUUUUUGAUAACCUAAUUGUUUUUAAUUUCGAGAAAAAAAAAUGGAUGCCGAAUCUUGGCCUCGACUUUCUUCUUAUUCUAGGCGCUAUCAAUCCCGAUCAGGAAAUGUUGCAGAUGUGUAUCAUGGAGAAGAUUACGAAGCAGAUGAGGAACAGAGGCCUGAGUAUAUAUGCCCAUUUUGUGCUGAGGAUUACGAUAUGGUGGGGCUUUGUUGCCAUAUUGAUGAAGAGCACGCCGUUGAGGCCAAGAACGGGGUGUGCCCUGUCUGUGCAAAAAGAGUAGGCUCGGGUUUGAUUCGCCAUUUAACUGUGCAGCAUGGGAGCCUUCUUAAAGUGCAGCGGAGGAGAAGACUUCGCCGAGGAGGAUCGAACUUCUCUUUUGCUAAUCUAAGAAGAGAGUUGAGGGACGGAAAUGUGCAUUCCCUUCUGGGAGGCGGAUCUUCAUUGUUUGUUUCUUCCUCACGGGCUGAACCAGAUCCACUGCUGAGCUCGUUCAUAUCCAAUCCACCUGUGGCUGAUGAACCCUCCGUUAUCAAACCACUGUCUUCUGUCGAGGCUGGCUCAGCAGCGAAAGGCUCUGUUGAAGAUUUGGCUGAUGGUAGCGUGGCGUGCCAAACUCCUCUGCUGUCUGAUGAAGAUCUGAAGGAGAAGACACAGAAAUGUGAAUUUGUUCAAGGGCUGCUUCUGUCGACCUUUCUGGACGACAACUUAUAAGCGCCUGCGCAGCUGCGGGGAAGUAUUGUAGUACAUCAUUACAUGUGGAGACAAUGGGUUGGAGGGAAGAAGGGGGGGGGGGGGGGUGGGGGUGAGAUGAGGGAAUGAAUACAGGAACAUUCUAAUCAUGUAAUCCCAAACACUUAUACAUAUCUAUAUCUCUAUAUAUAUAUAUAUAUAUUAUGUGAAUAAAGAAAGACAAACUAUGAAGAUAGUUUAUCAUCUGUGUGUGUGUAUUAUAUAUUACUGCAUAACCUACUAUGAUGUGUUGUUGUA